Messenger RNA from Physella acuta, 3699 nucleotides. Its product is annotated as cilia- and flagella-associated protein 70. Gene Ontology annotation, molecular function: protein binding. The record is from RefSeq and is a predicted model, not a curated record. Gene Ontology annotation, biological process: cilium assembly; cilium movement. Gene Ontology annotation, cellular component: extracellular exosome; motile cilium. Lineage: Eukaryota; Metazoa; Mollusca; Gastropoda; Physidae.
AACAGAAAUGUUUAAUGAUCAUCGUUGCUGUGGGCAACAGGAACAAUAAAAUGUUAUGAAUAAUAUGAAUUGAUUUGGAUAGUUAAAUUAUUUUUCAAUUUUAGUCAAAGAAAAUGGCCUCUGACACAGACAACUUACAGCGCUCAACUGAAGCCAUCAAUGUCACCGUGCUCAAGGCUAAACACUUGAGAGGAUCCAAAGGUGACUCACUGACAGUAACAAUCAAACUAGAGUUUGGUGACAAGGUCAUUGGAGAGAGUGCAAAGCUUGAAUCUGCUGGAGACUCCAGCCUGGAGUGUAACUUCAGUGUCAAUCUCAGCUGUAAUCCAGAGGACCCAGUCUCAGUGGACGAGAUCACCCACAAGCCAGUUGUGUUAACUGUGACUGAAGUGUUUACAAAAGAGAAGAAACAGAAAGAAGAAAAAACCAACAUUAUAGGGCAAUGUUGCAUCGACCUCAUCCCUCUCAUUAAAGGUAGUCUGAUGAUAAAGCAGACGCUGACCCUUCACCCACUGCCAGGUUCUCCUCUGGAACUAAUUGCACCAGAUGCACCCAAGCCUGAGGUGGACAUCAAAGUGACGGUCAACCAAGCUCUCCUAGACGAGUCUCGCUUGUCUCAGUCAAAUCUGCUGACUCUGUCUAUUGGCAGUCUGUACUCACCCCCGGAGUCAUGGACUCUGACUGGACAACAAUAUUUCUUCAACGCCUCCAUGCCAGUGCCAAUCUCUCAUGAUCGUGAGGUUCCCAUAACUUUCAACAAUGGACUGCUGAAAGUUGCUCAGGAAAAAGAUUUGAUUGCAAAACAGAAAAAAUGGGCGUCGCCUGGUACAGCCCAUGCUAAUGCUGCUGUACUGCCAGACAGGGUUAUAUUCUCUGACCCUAUUGAUGAUGAAGAUGGAGACUUGAAAGGGAAAGAUGACCGUGACCUUCGCACCCAUGCAGAGACCGAGAAAAAUCGUGUGACGUGGAACAUGGAGCGGCGAUGUUUCCUCGACUCAUCGGCUGUCAAAUGGUACCAAGAGACAAUCGCCAGAAAAAGAUUUUGGCCUUUAGAAAUUUUUAGAAUUCCUCAACCACAGUUGAGUAAAGGAAAAAAAGAAGAAGAUACCCAGCCGAGUUUUCAUGGUGUGGCAUUCCUAAACCUGGCCCCAUUGCUCUAUCCUGGUGUUGAUCGGGUCCGUGGAGCUUACAAAGUUGUGGCCUACACUGAACAUGCAGUUGCUGAGAAGACAAAAAGGAAACCUGUUACGCUGGAGGACAGACUUGCACAAAGCAGCAACAGGGUCAACAACUCUCCCGCACAGAAGAAGGGAGCUCAAGCACAGGAUAAGAAGGAUGGGAAAAAGGGGGCAACUGAUGAGAAGCAGCGACCUGGCAGUAUUGUAGUAGCCUCUAAUGACCUGGAGCCAGCAACUGGCAAGUCUGAGACUUUGGUUGACUCAGAGAGUCAGCUGUCAGUCAACAUUGAGGGUCAGCAGUAUGUGGAUGCCAGGUCCUACAUCAUGGUGGAGAUUUGUUUGGACAAGCCUCUGGUGCCUAAACGUCCCCCAGAGCAGCUGGCUAAAAGGGUGGCAGAAUUGAUACCUCCUCGACCCAUUUUUCCAAAGAGAACAGAAGGCUCUCAGAAGGCCGUGGAAGAUUAUCACACGCAGGUUGCCAGUGUGGCAAACCUCAUCCUUGAGGAGUUCAGAGACCUGUUUGGAGAUGAGAUUAAGGAUGAAGACGCACAGACCAGCGAGGACAUUGAGUCAAGGAGACAGAAGCUGAUCUACGAGCUGAAUGCCUCAGGAAAAUAUUUCGCCUUCAAAGAACAGCUGAAACACUCGGUGGUCAAAAUAGUGCGGGAGAAAUAUUUACGCACAACUGGCUUUGAUGAUAGGCAGCAACUACAGACAUUUCUCUCCGAGCUGUACGUCUACCUAAUCGACCAGAUGCACGUCUCACUGGGCCAUGUCCUGGCCCUAGAGGACCAGCCCCCAGUGCCCAAACCUCUGACAGACAGCUCCCAGCUCAAGCACUUUGCCAGGGAGGCGGAGGUCAACCAGAACUUCACACUGGCAGCCACCUACUACAAGGAGAGAAUAGCCCGAGACAGAGGUGACGCAGACUGUUGGUUUGACUUUGGCACAUUCAACCUGUACAUCCACGACAUCCCUAAGGCAGAAGAGUGCUUCAAGGAAUGUAUUGCAAUCAACCAAAAGCACAUCCAUGGUCUUAUGUUGUAUGGGCUUGUAUGUAUGCUGACAGAGAGGAUUGAAAUGGCUGAAACAUUUUUUGAAGCAGCCACUUGUGUAGACAACAAAAGUAUUCUCGCAUGGACCAUGCUAGGUUUGUUUUAUGAUGCUGUACCCAAUGAAAUUGGAGCAGAAAUGGCCUACAUUGAGGCCAACAAGUUGAACACGGCCAAGAUCUUGGCUCAACGGGAGGAGGAGAAACGCAAAGAGGAGGAGGGUAAAGCAGUCUCGGAGCAGAUGUUGGAGCCAGAAGUUGAGACAACAGAACCAGCGCAGCCCCUUUCAGACAGGUCAAAGACAUCUUCACUCAACAAGAAAGGUCAACCAGACAGUGCUGGGGCCAACAAGCCUCCAUCAGCCAAACCAUCCAUGUCACGCCCCAGCAGUCAGAAAGGGAUGACAGUUGAGCCACCCUCGGACCAAUCCUCCACCAGAGACUCCAUCCUUGCCUCUCAUCCAAGCAUCUACAUGCAGGCUGUUGAUUGGCUGUUGCAAGUCAAGGCGGUCCCAUUCACAGAGCGGGCCUUGGGCCACGAGUUGGUCACCUGUAGUGGGGGGCCCAGCGCCGCCUACAACAUCUGUCUGGCGCGCCUCAGGCUGCAGAAAGGGGAAUACAGGGAGGCGGAGGAAUGUCUGACUGAAGCUCUACAGACAGAAUUUCAGAACCCUGAUGCCUGGGCUCUGCUAGGCCAUGUCAAGUACUUGACCUCCGACCUGCCCACAGCCAGAGACUGCUACGAGAGAACUUUGUCGUUUGUGACAGACGCCAGCGAGACCCACUCCAUCUACCUCCGUCUGGCAUCCAUUUAUUUACAGGAGGAAAGGUUCCACGAGGCCAAGAAUACUUUUCUGCUGGCAUGUAAGAAGUCGCCAUCUUGUAUUUCCUGGCUUGGUGUCGGUAUAGCUUGCUACAGGCUGAAUGAGCUCGCUGAGGCGGAAGAUGCCCUGUCCGAGGCCAACGUCCUCAACAACAAUGACCCUGAGGUCUGGGCCUAUCUCUCCCUAGUGUGUCUGCAAACAAAUCGACAGCUUGAAGCAGAACAAGCCUACAAGUACGCUGUCAAGCUGAACCUGGAUGAUGGUGCUCUGUUAGCUGAGAUCCACAGAGAACAAGUUUCACAUGGCUUUGGCAAUCCAGCUUUUUAGAGUCACGACAGUUUGGGUUCAAAUGAACCUAAGAAAUCAUCAACAUUCAGUCAAUGAUGCCUUCUUUGUUAAAGGGAAUUUUUUUUUAAAGUUGGGAUAUCAAUGUUGAGUAGAAGCUGCUCAUCAAAUGUGGUGAUUUGUGGUUGCUCAUCAAAUGUGGUGAUUUGUGGCUGGUGAUCAAAUGUGGUGAUUUGUGGCUGCUCAUUGAAUACUUUCUUUUCUUGAAUAUUUGACUGCCAUGCUUCUUACAAUUGGUGUAGGCCUAUCACAUAGCAGAUUGACCUAUACACUGUCCAUUAAAAUUGAGUUUCUAAAACCA